Messenger RNA from Mandrillus leucophaeus (drill), 1317 nucleotides. RefSeq names its product small nuclear ribonucleoprotein 27kDa (U4/U6.U5) (gene SNRNP27). The record is from RefSeq and is a predicted model, not a curated record. Gene Ontology annotation, cellular component: precatalytic spliceosome. The transcript is spliced from 5 exons. Gene Ontology annotation, biological process: RNA splicing. The coding region runs from base 33 to 395 and encodes 120 amino acids. NCBI's taxonomy places the organism in Eukaryota, Metazoa, Chordata, Mammalia, Primates, Cercopithecidae.
UUCACAGUUGUUUCCGGGAAGCGGGACUCCAAAUGGGUCGCAGUCGUAGCCGCUCCCCACGGAGGGAACGUAGGCGUUCCCGGUCCACAUCCCGGGAGAGAGAACGCAGGCGCCGAGAAAGGUCCAGGUCUCGGGAGAGAGAUCGGAGAAGGAGCCGUUCGCGAUCCCCGCACCGAAGACGCUCCCGGUUUGCAGAGGAAGACUUAGAGGGCAAAACAGAGGAAGAAAUAGAAAUGAUGAAGUUAAUGGGAUUUGCCUCCUUUGACUCCACAAAAGGUAAGAAGGUGGAUGGCUCUGUAAAUGCCUAUGCCAUAAAUGUCUCUCAGAAGAGGAAGUACAGGCAGUACAUGAAUCGAAAAGGUGGAUUCAACAGACCUUUGGAUUUCAUUGCAUGAGAAUUGAAAUGUUGAAGGAUAACUUUUUUUCCCCUCAUCUUGGUCAGAGAGUGGAUUUUGUAUUUUGUAUUUAACUUGCAUUCAAAAAACAGGAUCUCAGUUCUCCCUUCUUGUAAAGUAAGAAAAUCUUAUUUAUGAUGUAUGCAGUUAAUUUACCUUGCCUCAACAGAAGAAAGGUUAAAUAUUACAUUUUUUUCUUUUAGGAAAUAUCAUUUGUGGCAGGCGUCAACCCCAUUUUAUUUGUCCUUAUUCCUGUGGAAGCAGUAUAUGUUUUCUUCUUGAAUGCUCAUUAGGACUUCUUAAAAAACAUGAAAGUAAUUUGGAAGUAAGUUUAUCCAAUAAAGCAGUAUUUCUACCCUUUUAGAUUUGAUAAAUAUUUUUUAUUACUAACGAAUCUCCCUAGACAUUUUCUUUUUUUUUUCAUGCAUAGAUUUAAGUAUAUUGAUUGUUAGUAGUUUAAAAAUGGGAAGAAUGAAAAAGCAUAACUAGAUUUUUCUAUCUUCUAUGGUCCCCCCGAAAAAAAUGCCAUUUAUGGUUCUCUCCCCAAGUAUAAAAAGCGUUACAUGCAAAAAAAAAGAUCUGAGAGAAACCAAAAAGUAAAAGAAAGGCAGAAAAUCACCUGUUAUCUACUCCCAGAAAAAAUCAAUUUCAACAUUUUGGUAUAUGUCUUUCCAGGCUUCUUUGGGUUAAUCCCAUCCAUGAUAUCAGAAUAUGUAUGCAGUUCUUUCUUUAACCCUUUUUUCUCCCAUGUACUGUGAACAUUUAAAAAGUACUUUUAAAUAUUCUUUGGAAACUUAGCUUUUAGUAGCUACUUGGUUGUAUCAUAAUUUAUUAACUAAUGUUUUAUUGGUAAACACUGGCUUGCCUCCCAUGACUUGCCAUUAUAAUUAAAACUGUGACUACUCUAUCUCCAUUACAUACA